This is a messenger RNA of Hydractinia symbiolongicarpus, 2747 nucleotides long. RefSeq names its product ubiquinone biosynthesis O-methyltransferase-like. Gene Ontology annotation, molecular function: S-adenosylmethionine-dependent methyltransferase activity. The transcript has 3 exons. Bases 130 to 816 code for a protein of 228 amino acids. NCBI's taxonomy places the organism in Eukaryota, Metazoa, Cnidaria, Hydrozoa, Anthoathecata, Hydractiniidae. The record is from RefSeq and is a predicted model, not a curated record.
CACAUUUAACUUAACACAUUCUUCACCAAUCAUUUUUGACACAUUGUCUUCGUAUUUAUAUAAAACGUUUUCAAGUGGUCGUCUCAGUAUUGGAAAUUCAAGAUAGAUUCAAGAUUGGACCGCAUAAAGAUGGAAAAUAGCACAAAUGGACACGUUGUCAGUGAGGAGGACAAAAAAUUCAUUUUUGAUUACUUGAAUAAACUAUAUUCCGCGAAUACAGAAACUAUAUCUGAAGUUUACAGCGGUUUUGCUUCUGUGUAUGAUAAAGCCAACGCUAUUCUUAAGUACGAGCCCUUCAAAGGGCUUGCAAAAGACUUGGCUGUAUUCUUCGAGCACAAAAAUUUAGAGAACAAGAAGAUUUUGGAUGUGGGAUGUGGCAGUGGAAAUCUUGGAAAGUCUCUUGUUAAAGAAGGAUUUAAAAAUAUUGAUGGAUUAGACAUGUCAGACAAGUUUCUGGAGAUGGCCGAAGAAACAAAAUGUUAUGGCAAAUUGUUUAAAGUGUUAUUUACCUCCAAUCCCACCCCUGGUAUUAAAGACAACUCAUAUGAUGUGGCUAUUUCCGCCGGAUGUUACCUCGCUUGUCACCUCCCAAUGGAUACCAUAUUUGAGCUUGCACGUAUAGUGAAGCCCGGAGGUUACAUACAUUAUACAGUUUCUGAUCCAAACGACAAAAUGGAUUUUAUGUAUUGGCAAGGUAAGUUGAUGAAGGAAAAGAAGGCGGAGUUAAUCUACAUGAAGAAGGAGCCGUAUAGAUUGGAACCAACGAAAAACUUUGAAGAAGUUCAUUGCUAUUACGUCAUGUUUAAAGUAUUAUAACUUUCCAAAUUGUUCGCGUUCGCAUGAAAUUUUACUACAAAAUAUUUCGCCAAAAAACGAGUAAAUUAGAAAAGGACAGACAACAAGGAUGAUCUUAAAGUUUUGUAAGUUUUGUAACACAACGCACGUGAUUAUAAUGUAAGUUUUUAUUUUUAUAUAGUUAUUUAUAAUACAGAAAUUUAAGCACCAACCUCAAUCUCAUUAAUAGCUUAAAAAUAGUCUUCUUUCCCUAUGUAAACAAAAAAAUUUAUUUAGCAAAUAUUUCUUGGGCUUAAGGCAAUAAAUAACAAAUUAAAUUUGAUAAAUUUUCUCCCUGAUCUUUGUCAGAGCAUCUUCAGAUCACAACUAAAAACGUCUUUCAACAUGCAUGUACAAAAUGUUAAAAAUUCUCUUGAUAAAAAUAAAAUGUAUAAAAUUCGUUUAUUAACAAUAAAAGUCGUUAAAAAUUAUAAUAUGUUUUCCCAAAUUUCAGAUAGUCGUCUUAUUUCAUCUUUUUUGUUCAAUAAAUCCGAUUUGUGUUGUUUAAUCGCUAAUGCCUCUUUAAAUUUUCUUUUAAUAAAAUUGUUUUCCCUAUAGAGAAUUUCUAUUUUCUCAAAGUUCAUUUCGUGUUUUGUUUCUUUAAUGUGUUUGGACAUUCCAGAGACAUUAAAGAGGCAUUAAACAGGAAUCCCAGGAGGGGCGUUAGCAAUUUGCUCAACGAAUGCAGUAAUAGGUAAGAAUUAUACUGAAAGAUUCGACAAACUCUAAGAAAUAUUCAGUAGAAAAAUUUAUAGAAUCUUCUGUGAGAAAGGUUUUUAAGGACAUUGCAGCGCAUCUCGAGUAAAUUUGACGUUUGGAGUGAUAUUUGAGUAGGCUAGCUUCAUUAAAUACAAAUUAUAAAAGAUAAAUGAAUAAAGACUUAUAAUACCAUAGGAACUGCUUUGGUUUUACAUUGCCCUUAAAGGAGAAUUAAGCCCAAUUUUUUUUUCUUCGGAAAUAUCUUUUACAAACCCUACUUGUUUUGAUGGUAUAUAUAAAAAAAAUGAAAUUCUUUAAAUUUACAUCCCUUUUCUAGCAUAAACAUUGACAACAGUAAUCGCCAUGUUAAAAUCAAAACAAUAUCUGCGAUGGAGAUCUAUGACGUAUUUUACGCUCAUUUCAAUUUUUUAAUCUUCUCAUCUUUUUUAAAGUUGCUUAUACGUUUUGAACAAACGUAGCAGCGUUUUUGUUGAUGUUAUCUUUGAUGCCUACUUGUAAAGCUUAUGGUUACAGAAAUAGUACUGUAAAAGGAGAGGUGAAGAAGUCUUUUUUAUGAUUCCUCAACCAAACAGUCACGAAGAAAAAUUGCGUUAUUUGAGAUGGAUAAACAACAAAGGUAGCUUUUUGGUUGUUGUUAUUGUUUGUGUGAAAAUGCGAAGUCCAGUUAUAUGUUAACAAAUUCUUUAGAAUCAGUACAUUUUCCAUUUGGAUCAGGAAAUUCUUCCCUUAUUUUUGGCACAACACAAGCUGGAAUCACAACGCGACAUCCUUUUCCAAGCCUUUCAUAAUACCAACCGUGUACUGUCGGUAACUGAUGUACCUCAUUUCCCUACAAUGGAAUCAAAGUUUAUGUUAGUGUAAACCAGGAUAAAAUAUUCAAAGGAAAUUAUUUAUUCAUCAAAACUUCUUUGAAACAAAUUGUUAUUUGAGGCACAUAAUUGCUCCUCCUUUUCUACUUUAUUUUUAAGGAAAGACAUUAUUUUUAUAAUUAUAAAUCUACGAUGGUGUGUAUUUUCACAGCGCGUGGACCUGUGAAAUUAUAAAGCGAAAAGUGAGAAGAUAAGAAGAACGUUUUAUUUUUGUGUGACUAUGAGAAAUAUGGUCUGUGAAAAUAUUUACGAGAAACAUAUUUUUUGAAGAAAGGCUUACUUAUUUGUAUAUGUGGAGAGUUCAUUAUAUUUUUUCUGGUAUUA